Molecule: messenger RNA, 1173 nt
Organism: Arabidopsis lyrata subsp. lyrata
Lineage: Eukaryota; Viridiplantae; Streptophyta; Magnoliopsida; Brassicales; Brassicaceae
Product: putative glucose-6-phosphate 1-epimerase
Exons: 8
Coding region: 186-1142 (318 amino acids)
Biological process (GO): carbohydrate metabolic process
Molecular function (GO): isomerase activity; carbohydrate binding
Source: RefSeq, a predicted model, not a curated record
AAAUUAAGACUUUCCCUUCUUUUAUUGGUCAAGAAAAUAAAGUCUUUUCUAAACUAAAUUAAGUUUCAUUUCCUGUUUUUAGGCUCACUCGUUGACUUUUUUCAAUUUCUUUCCUUUGGCAUAUUUAUAAAAUAAGAAGAGAGAAAAUCUUCAAUAAUUUUCAACAAGCAAAGGAGAGACGACUCAUGAUGGGGAAUAAGGGAAAUCUCGGAUUUGUGAUCUUCUUAUGGGCUCUGGUGGUUGCAGUAGUAGCCACGGCUAUCGAGCAUCGUCCCAUUGAGAGGACUAAAGGCAUUAAUGGUCUUGACAAGAUCAUCAUCCGCGACCGUCGUGGCCGAUCUGCUGAGGUUUACUUGUAUGGAGGUCAAGUGAGUUCUUGGAAGAAUGAGAAGGGAGAGGAGUUACUUGUUAUGAGUAGCAAGGCUAUAUUUCAGCCUCCAACACCGAUUCGUGGAGGAAUUCCAGUAUUGUUUCCGCAAUAUAGUAACACCGGUCCACUUCCCUCACAUGGAUUUGCAAGGCAGAGGUUCUGGCAAGUUGAGGCUAAACCACCUCCUUUGCCAUCAAUUUCUUCUGCUCAUGUUGACCUUAUCCUAAGAUCAUCCAAUGAUGAUUUGAAGAUCUGGCCUCAUAAGUUUGAGUACCGACUGAGAGUAGCAUUGGGACAUGAUGGAGAUUUGACGUUGACAUCUCGUGUUAAGAAUUCUGAUACUAAACCAUUUAACUUCACAUUUGCUCUUCACCCCUAUUUCGCUGUUUCCAAUAUCAGUGAAGUCCACGUCGAAGGAUUACACAACUUGGAUUAUCUUGACCAACAAAAGAACAGAACACGUUUCACUGAUCAUGACAAAGUUAUAACUUUCAAUGCUCAACUUGACAGGUUGUACCUAAGCACUCCAAAUAAACUAAGAAUCGUAGACCACAAGAAAAAGAAGACUAUUGUUGUACACAAGGAGGGACAAGUUGAUGCCGUGGUGUGGAAUCCAUGGGACAAGAAAGUGUCAGAUUUGGGAGUUGAAGACUAUAAGCGUUUUGUAACGGUGGAAAGCGCGGCUGUCGAGAAACCGAUCACAGUGAACCCCGGCAAAGAAUGGAAAGGAAUACUCCAAGUAUCUGUGGUUCCUUCAAAUUGGAAAGCUUGAACCUAAAAAGUCUUGCAUUCAUCAUCCUCAU